Neltuma alba is the source of this 2393-nucleotide messenger RNA. RefSeq names its product AP-5 complex subunit mu. The coding region runs from base 61 to 1968 and encodes 635 amino acids. Gene Ontology annotation, cellular component: cytosol; late endosome; AP-type membrane coat adaptor complex. Gene Ontology annotation, biological process: endosomal transport. The record is from RefSeq and is a predicted model, not a curated record. Lineage: Eukaryota; Viridiplantae; Streptophyta; Magnoliopsida; Fabales; Fabaceae. The transcript has 8 exons.
UCGUGCUUUUCACUGUUCAUCAUCUCGUCAUCGGAGUUGUUGCCAGCCAGCCAGCCAGCCAUGCCCGCAGGCUGUAGCGUCAGAGCUAUCUGGAUUCUCAACAACCUCGACGCUGUUGUAUUCUCCAGGAGAUUUCCGGUUGUGGAGAAGCAUUGGCGAUCUGCUUGCAAGAGCGAGAAUGAUAAAUCAAGCGGUGAUGAGUUGAGUUCCAGUGCCACUGUGUACACCUUGUUACCCAGCGACUCUGAGCUUGCUGCUGCAUUUCUAGAAAGAAAGCAAAGGGAAGGAUCUGCGCGUGGGUUCGGCAUGCGCUUAAGUCAGUCAUCUCCCGGAUCCGAUUCUUGGGUGGAUGAUCCCAUUACACGUCAUAUCAUAGGCCUGUACAUAAAUAAGGAACAGGAGGGGGAUAAAAAUCUUUUAUGGCCUUUAAUCUUGCAUGUAAGAGGGCAUUACGUUGUACUUGUUCUGCCGUUGGUUGAGCCUAGGCAUUUGAAGGGAUAUGCAAAGUUAUGCAAAAGGUCUGAUUGUGGAAAUGCUCUUGGAGUGGAUGCUAGUUUGUCCUCGCUCUUGCUUGAUCUUCCUUCGAUCACAGGGGCAUUUAUGGUGGCACAUGUUAUAGGUGACAUAGUUACUGGCGACACAAUAGAACCUGAAGUAGUUGUGAGUACAGCUCCCUCUGUCGGAGGGUUGUUUGAUUCACUAACUGGUAGUAUAGGCAUAUCAGGCAUCUCUUCCAGGGCAAAACCUGUGGCUCCGCCCACCGCAUCUUCCUCCCCUGCGAGCACAGCUGCAUCUGGAACAGUUAUGACAGAUACUCCAAAGCCUGGGUCUAAGCUUUUUGAUAAAGAUGCACUGAGAACAUUUAUCAGUAGUUCAAUGCCCUUUGGUACACCAUUGGACCUUAACUAUCCCAACAUUUUUACUAUCAAGGCCAAUGGCUUUUCAGCGUCAGAUUUGCCUUCUACAGACCAGAAGCAACCGGCCUGGAAGCCAUAUCUUUACAAAGGAAAGCAAAGAAUCCUGUUUACAAUUCAUGAAACUGUUAAUGCAGCCUUGUAUGAUAGAGAUGAGAUUCCAGAUAAUAUAUCAGUUUCGGGUCAAGUAAACUGUCGAGCUGAACUAGAAGGGAUGCCAGAUGUGUCACUUCCUUUGGCAGGAUUGAACACCACAAAAGUUGAGGUUUUGUCAUAUCAUCCUUGCACUCAAGUUCCAGAACAAGGUGUGGAUAAGCAGGCCGUGAUGUUUUCCCCACCAUUAGGGAAUUUUGUGUUGAUGCGUUAUCAGGCAACUAGUGCCCUUGGGCCACCCAUAAAGGGGUUUUAUCAGUUGUCGAUGGUCUCUGAGGAUAAAGGUGCCUUUCUGUUUAAGUUGCAUCUGAUGGAAGGCUAUAAGGCUCCUUUGACAAUGGAGUUCUGUAACGUGACUAUGCCCUUUCCCAGGAGGAGGAUUGUGUCCUUGGAUGGGACUCCUUCUGCAGGUACAGUUUCGACUUCUGAUCACUCUGUUGAGUGGAAAAUUGUGACUAGUGGACGGGGACUCUAUGGGAAAAGUAUUGAGGUGACCUUCCCUGGAACAAUCAAGUUUGCUCCAUGGCAACACCUGAGGACUUCGUCUGUGUCAUCCUAUUCCCAUGCAAGCAGUAUUGAUGAGGAUAGUGAUAAUGAGACAGAAAAUAGUAGCAACAUGGUAAAUGAAGAACACUUCAUGGAGAAAAUGAAUAAAGAUCUUCCUCCUGCUGAUCUUGAGGAGCCAUUUUGCUGGAAGGCAUACAAUUACGCUAAAGUUUCAUUCAGGAUUGCUGGUGGAUCACUAUCUGGAAUUACCAUUGAUCCAAAAUCUGUAAGCAUUUACCCAACUGUCAAAGCACCUGCGGAAUUUUCAACUCAGGUUAUUUCUGGGGACUAUAUAUUGUGGAACACUCUUGGCAAAUGUCCAUACGUUGCCGUUGGAAAAAUGGAAAAGAUGUGAGUACAGGAGUAUAAAUGUGGCAACACAUAAGAUCUUGCAUCUAAAUAGCCAGGAUAUCAUUGGAUUUGUGACGGAACAUCUGAACUGGCAUCAACUGAGUAAUGAUGACAGUCUAUUGUUGCCAUGUUCAGACAUAUGAUGGCCUUACAUGUGUUGCAUGAUGUGCCGAAAUUUUUGUUGCGGAUUGAAUUGAGAAACAUUAAUGUAAAUGGGGAAUGGAUGGAACUUGUACUACAUGUAAUAGGCGCACUGGUUUUCCACUUGCGACACAAUUUUCUGUUGAGCAUAUUGAUUGGGAUUAUUUUAUGUUAAGCUCUCUUGAUGUUUACCAUUAGCAUAUAAUUGCAGUGCUUAAUCUUUUUCUGGUCGCUCAGUGGAUGGAGAAAUCUUAUCCUUAAAACGGUGGCAGCAGCCUUACUUUCUGU